Molecule: messenger RNA, 1878 nt
Organism: Endocarpon pusillum Z07020
Lineage: Eukaryota; Fungi; Ascomycota; Eurotiomycetes; Verrucariales; Verrucariaceae
Exons: 2
Coding region: 1-1878 (625 amino acids)
Source: RefSeq, a predicted model, not a curated record
AUGCUUUCACAACUGUGCUCUCUGAUCUGCAAACUCCCUAGAGCCCUCUGGCUGUCCGUCUGGGCCCUCCUAUGCUCGCUCCCUCGAUCCACCGCGGCGCCGAACCCAAGUCGAGUCUUGCAGAACAUCACAAUCGAGGUGCCCACAGGGACGACAAAUCAUUCCGAUAAGCAUUUACUCUGCCUUCCGUCCCAAUGGGUUGAUGUCUUUGCCUUCUUCCUCACGAACUAUGUCUCUCACGCAAUGACUGUUAAAUCCGAGCCUGGACAGGCUUUGUUGACUCAAAUACAUGCGUCCCUUACCGCCCUGUUCCUGCCGACUUUUGGGCUUGUCCGCGGUCUGUCUGCAGUGGUUCAGUGUGCCGUCUCAUCCCACUCUGAACUUGAGAGUGCUUCUAAAGCUGGAGCUCUUUGCGUCGUGGUUCGAUCCGGAGACUGGCAGCCCAUGCAUGGAGACCGUAUUGAGGGGAUCAGCGUUAAGAAUCUUCCAUCCGACGUUACUAGCAGCGACUUUGAUGAGAUCGGCACUCCCCUCCACAGUCCGAGUCUAGCAGACGAAGAACAAGCAAAUGCUGAGCCACAAACUGAGGCCCAGUUGCAGAGUUCGCAAGCCUCUUACCACAGUUCUUGCGGGGAUACGAAUUAUGAUACCGGAAGUGUGGUCACAGAGACCAAUGGCUCUCAAGACCUUCCACUAGCUGAGUAUAACCAGUCACCAUCCAACUUGGGCACUUUUAGAGUCUGGAGAACCUUCUUGCCCGGUGGCUGCACCUGGAAGCCCCAGAAAGGGUCGUUUGAUCUCACUGGAAGAAAAGUCCACGGCACUUGCGAUUUGCCUCAGGGAUACGCGCUCACGAAGCUUCCUGCGGGCAUUCAAUUUUGUGACAUGCACGGCAAUAAGGUUCUCCAAGUCGAUAAGCGAUCAUGGUGGACAAGGGCGUGGGCGUGUAUAAAGAUGAGAUGGCAAGGUAUCCGAGAUGGCCUCCGGCGCUCUUCUACUCGUACCUCCCAACCCGAGACUCAAGAUGUUCAGCCCAGAUUAAGUCCCUCUUAUAGCCUCUCAAAAGGACUGUUCGCUAUUUUCCAAGCCUUCUGGGCUUCUUACACGCUGUGGCAAGCCCGGGGGAAUCAGAUCGAUGAAUAUGGAUAUGCGGCAUUCGGACUUACGGUUGUGCCAUAUCUGAUCAUGUCCAUUAUAAAUUUGUUCAGUACUAUACUGACGCCGGACUACUCGACUGUGUAUAUGGUCCGUACAGACAUCAUGGAUGAAGCGGAACGUCGUCAAGGUCAUUUUGACGGGAUUGUAGGUAAAAUUCCCGAAACCCCCGUGGUAGGCAACAUGGACGGGGUUUUUGAAAUGCAAGAUGGACGGACCUUUAUAUUUCUCAGCAAGCGAGACACAUCACCCACCAAAAACCAGGCCAGCAAAAUCCCAUCUCGGAUGGAAUUGGUACCCAUGGAUCAUAUAAGCCGGACCUGCUCUCAACCUCCAGUCACAGUUGAAAUUCCCAACUACUCUGGCGAUUUGAAACACCGCUACUGUCACAAACGUGAUGUUCAAACAGAGCGUUCCGCCUUCUUCGUUGGCCUUGCGGUCGGACUGAUCUCUCUGGCCAUUAUUGGUGGGAUCUCCCGCUUCAAGAAAGGCAGCAAGAGCACCUACACCCAGCGGGUUUGGAUAAUGACGUGGUUGGCGUUUGGAACCAUCGUGGGGCCUCACUAUGUGCUCGCGAAGUCUGGUUUCUAUGACGAGAUAAUGAGAGUCGCGCUUUGGCAGGUUAAGUUUAUGUGUUUUAUGUACGGCGUCCCCGCUAUUGGUGGCUUUGUUGUCGUCGGUCAAAUGAUAUCCAGCUAUGGCAGAUGUGUUCGACUGUAUUAA